GUAAGUCCAUGGUGUAUCACAGGAGGAAGGACGUUGUGCGUGGGUCAUUAUACUCCAACGAUCCCAUCCUCACAUACACACACACACACAUUCUCUCUCUCACAUACACUCUCGCUCUUGUAGACAACCUUACUGCCAACGUAACUAUCACCACAGCAGGCAACCUAGCCGGAAACCGGUCAUUUGAUCGUAGCAAAACGAAACCUAGACUCAAUUGCAACAAACGAGACAACCCUAGGAAGGAUUUAUGACAGAAACGUUUUAUCGGUAGAGGAUGAAUAAAUAAAUAAAGUG
This is a messenger RNA of Gamsiella multidivaricata, 294 nucleotides long. RefSeq lists its product as uncharacterized. The record is from RefSeq and is a predicted model, not a curated record. The transcript is spliced from 2 exons. Lineage: Eukaryota; Fungi; Mortierellomycota; Mortierellomycetes; Mortierellales; Mortierellaceae. The coding region runs from base 9 to 251 and encodes 80 amino acids.